AAUGCUUCACAUUCUCUUCUCUCCUCCAUCCAGCAGCAUCCUCCAGCUCUCUCCUCUUCCUCCACUGUCAGCAACAAUGACCAGCACACUAUCAGCCUACACAGACAAGAUCAAGGAGAUGUCCAUGCUGUCUCUGCUCUGCUCCUGCUUCUACACACAGCCACAUCCCAACAGCCUCUAUCAGUAUGGAGACCUGGAGGUGAAGGGCUUGAACAAACGAGCAUCGGGCCAAUCGUUUGAGGUUAUCCUGAAGGAUCUCGAUCAUUCUGGAGACAAAAGCCAGCAUCAGCCCCUACCCUCCCCCCCAAGGAGGGAGGUGUCCCUGGAGGAAGUCCAGAAGAGGCUGGAGGCUGCUGAGGAGAGGAGGAAGUCCCAGGAGGCCCUGGUGCUGAAGCAGCUGGCCGAGAAGCGUGAGCAUGAGCAGGAGGUUCUUCACAAGGUGCGUGAGGAAAACAACAUCUUUAGUAAGAAGACAGAGGAGAAGCUCAUCCAAAAGAUGGAGGCCAAAAAGGAGAACCGGGAGGCUCAUCUCAAUGCUCUCAAACAGCGGCUGCGUGAGAAAGAAGUCCAUGCUGCUGAGGUUCGCAGGAACAAGGAGCUUAUGACCGACAUGUCGGGCUGAACAGGUUUUAUACUGUCUGGCAGUGGAUGUUACUUUUAAGACUCAUCUGCGUGUCAAAACCUUUCCUGUUGUUCAGUAUUCACCACUAUCGUCCUACAGUGCACCUUUCAGGACUCAGUCUAGUUGUUAAUCAGCACCAAAUAUUGAUCCUCAUCUGUUUUGGUAAACCACACACAUUUGGAAGUGCAGAUACUCUGAUAUUCUCUACUUGAAGUCUGAAAUAAAGUCCAAUCCUGAGCCAAA
Messenger RNA from Plectropomus leopardus (leopard coralgrouper), 865 nucleotides. RefSeq names its product stathmin-3. Gene Ontology annotation, molecular function: tubulin binding. The record is from RefSeq and is a predicted model, not a curated record. NCBI's taxonomy places the organism in Eukaryota, Metazoa, Chordata, Actinopteri, Perciformes, Serranidae. Gene Ontology annotation, biological process: regulation of microtubule polymerization or depolymerization; microtubule depolymerization; neuron projection development. Gene Ontology annotation, cellular component: neuron projection; cytoplasm.